ACAUUUUUAACAUAUAAUGUUUUAAUGCAACACAGCCAUGCUUAUUUCUGUAUUUCAUGCUACAACUAUAGAGUUGAGUAGUUAGGACAGAAACUGUGUGAUCCAUAACGCUGAAAAUAUAUACUGUCUGGCCUGUUAGAGGAAAAGGGUGCUGAUGACUCCUGGCCCAGGAGGUGAAUGGGGUGCUGAGGAACGAGGGGGCAGGCAUGGCUGAGGCCAGUUUGGGCAUGCCUCGGCAAGGCACAGGUGAAAAGCUGAAACAGAAGUUUCUUCCGUGUGACGCAGAGUAAUGUGCUUCCCCAGAGAACCGGGGACUGCAGCAUGGGGCUUGCAUGCCAGUCAGGAGCCGAGGAGGGCUGCUGGCUAGGAUGUGGUCACCGUCCCUGGGUCUUUCUUACCGCCUAGCUGGGGAUGCAUUGGUGACAAAUGCAUUCUUCUCCUAGUAGGAUGUGUUCAUUUUGCCUGGUCGUUUCAGUCUUCCGGUCCUUUAGUUGUCGAUCCAUUUAUUCAGCAGAUGCUGCUUGAGGGCCAGGCGUGGUGCCCGGUACCAUCACAGUGUGUGCAAAACCCGUGACGCAUCCCUCUCAUGAAGCUGCCGUUUUCCUGAGGGGAGACCGUGAGCGUACCUGGGAAAACGGGAGUGUAUGAGACAGUGGUAGUGAUCCAGAGACAGACACAGAGGAAGGAUCCAGCCUGUGGCUGGGAGUACGGUUUCAGGUUACAGGCCUCACUGAGCAAAGACCAGAACAACGAAAGGGCACGCGCCAUCCAGGUUCUGGGGUCGGGCGGGCUGAGUUUGCCCUCGGAAGCAUCCAGGGGCCCCUGUGACUGCAGCAGACAGGCAAAGGGAGAUGGAAGCAGAGAGCAUGGGGGACAAGCUUUUGUCACAUCACAGGUGUCUUUAAGGACUUCUGCUUUUUUACUCCCUUGGAAUAGAGGGGGAGCCACAGAAAGAUGUUCCAAGACUAAUUUGAUCUCAUUUAUGUUAAUACUUUAAAAAGCAGAGCCAUAUGACUUGCUAAUGAGUCUACUGUGGGGUAAAAGACAGGAGUCAGGGAUACUCCAGAGUGUUUGACAAUGGGGUGAAUGGCAUUGCUGUCAUCUGAGCUGGGGAACAUGGUAGAUGGAGCGGACCUGAAAGGGACUGUGAGGAGACCAGUGUGACAUGCGACAUUGUAGGUUCCUUUACUGUCCAAAUGCAGGGGCCAAGUAAGCAGUAGGAUACGGGGGAGUGUAACCUAUCUGGAGGACAGGGGAGAAGUCCUAGCUAGAAGUAUACGUUUGGGAAUUCUGUUUAAAGUCACAAGAUUGAGAUCACUGAGAGACCAGCAGUGUAAGGACUGAGCCCUGAGUACCCCAGUGUUUAGAGGUUGAGGCAACAGAGAUGGGCCGGCAGGAGAGGGGGCCGGUGCGGUAUUCCAGAAGCCAGCCAAGGAAGUGCUUGUAGAAGCCACACUGGCCAGGUCUGUCGAUUUGUCCAGUGUGUCCAGUGGGUCUGGUUUCAACUUAACGUUUAUCUGUUUCCUUGAUAGAAUGAGGAGAAGCCUGUGCAGAUGAUGUUUAAAAAAUCUACCUUUCAAAUGACCUAUAUAGGAGAAAUAUUCACCAAAAUUCUGGUGCUGCCCUAUGUGGGCAAAGAGCUGAACAUGAUCAUCAUGCUUCCAGAUGAAAACACGGAUUUGAGGACGGUGGAGAAAGAACUCACUUAUGAGAAAUUCACAGAGUGGACGAGGCCAGACAUGCUGGAUGAAGAAGAGGCGGAAGUGUACCUCCCUAGAUUUAAACUGGAGGAGAAUUACGACAUGGAGAAUGUCCUUUGCACUCUGGGCAUGACCGAUGCCUUCGAGCAGGCCAAGGCAGACUUUUCUGGAAUGUCGUCCAGGAAAGACCUGUAUCUGUCCAAGGUGGUGCACAAGGCCUUCGUGGAGGUCAACGAGGAAGGCACGGAGGCCGCGGCCGCCACUGCGGCCAUCAUGAUGUUGCGGUGUGCGAGAAUCAUGCCCCGGUUCUGUGCCGACCACCCCUUCCUUUUCUUCAUCCAGCACAGCAAGACCAACAGCAUCCUGUUCUGUGGCCGCUUCUCCUCCCCAUAAGGUCAUGGUCGGCCCCGUACGGAGUCCUCCUCCUCUCUCCUACUGACCCACUUCUCCUGACUCUUCACAGUGUGCCUACAGUGCAAAGUGACCUUGAGUGACAAUCCAAAAAUAAAAGGCCCAGUUUGAAACCCCA
Messenger RNA from Leptonychotes weddellii (Weddell seal), 2229 nucleotides. RefSeq names its product serpin B6. Gene Ontology annotation, biological process: negative regulation of endopeptidase activity. NCBI's taxonomy places the organism in Eukaryota, Metazoa, Chordata, Mammalia, Carnivora, Phocidae. The record is from RefSeq and is a predicted model, not a curated record. Gene Ontology annotation, molecular function: serine-type endopeptidase inhibitor activity. Gene Ontology annotation, cellular component: cytoplasm.